GCGCCGCCAUCUUGGCUUCCUGACCUUGGGCGCUGGCUGGCCGCACUCCGGCUUGCCUCCGCGCCGUCAUGUCCGUCCUCACGCCGCUGCUGCUGCGGGGCCUGGCGGGCUCGGCCCGGCGGCUCCCGGUCCCGCGCGCCCAGAUCCAUUCGAAGCCGCCGCGGGAGCAGCUCGGGACCAUGGAUGUCGCCAUCGGGAUCACCUCCUGCUUCCUGUGUUUCCUCCUGCCGGCGGGCUGGGUCCUGUCGCACCUGGAGAGCUACAAGAAGCGGGAGUGAGGUGCUGCCCGCCCUGCCUGCUCCCUGCCCACGCC
Carlito syrichta (Philippine tarsier) is the source of this 313-nucleotide messenger RNA. Its product is annotated as cytochrome c oxidase subunit 8A, mitochondrial. Gene Ontology annotation, cellular component: mitochondrion. Gene Ontology annotation, biological process: mitochondrial electron transport, cytochrome c to oxygen. The transcript has 2 exons. Lineage: Eukaryota; Metazoa; Chordata; Mammalia; Primates; Tarsiidae. The coding region runs from base 69 to 278 and encodes 69 amino acids. The record is from RefSeq and is a predicted model, not a curated record.